AUCUGUAUAAAACAGCAAGAAGCCGAGUCAUCGCGGCCACAAGUCAGAUCUUUCUUAAACGGCGUGCACGGUAUUUCGGUAUUUGUUCAUUCACUCACAGUUUCCUUAUCUUAUUUCGAUUAUCUCUUCUCGUUGUUUCAUCGAUUCGAUCGGUUUUUAUCGGGUUUUUAUCGUCUAGCGUAAAAUAUAAAAUUCGAAUCGGGGAAGGGAUUGAGAAAAACAGGAUGCCUUUCGCGGAUACCGAAACUAUUAAUGGGUACAAUCAUCACCCGCAAUUGAAACAAUCUAAAAAUAACGAAUUGUUGCAAACGGUUGAAGAAUCAUCGCACAGCACAUAUACGUUCGAGGAUCUGCAAGAAGCGGCACAAUAUUUGCUGGACCGGAUCAAAUUGAAGCCAAAACUUGGAAUCAUAUGCGGUUCUGGAAUGAGAUCAAAUGAGCAAAACGAGUUGUGUCCAGGUUCGCUGGCCGAUUGUCUCGAGAAUAAGCAGUCCAUCCCUUAUCAAGAAAUCCCGCAUUUUCCUGUCUCCACUGUGAAGGGUCACCGAGGCCAGAUGGUUUUCGGUUAUUUGAAUUCUGUACCGAUUAUGUGCAUGCAAGGCAGAUUUCACUAUUACGAGGGUUAUCCACUUUGGAAGUGCGCUAUGCCAGUAAGAGUUAUGAAGCUCGUAGGUGUGACUCAUCUGAUCGCGACGAACGCGGCGGGAGGUCUAAAUCCCACAUACAAGGUUGGCGACAUUAUGAUGGUGAAGGAUCACCUGAACAUGAUGGGUUUUGCGGGGAAUAACCCUCUUCAAGGGCCAAACGACGACAGAUUUGGACCGAGAUUUCCGCCAAUGAAUAAAGCUUACAACGCCGAACUCUUAAAGAUCGGUCAACAGGUAGCGAAAGAGAUGGGCAUAAGCGACAUCGUGCACAAAGGUGUAUACGCGUGUAUCGGAGGGCCGAAUUUCGAGACCGUGGCUGAACUGAAGAUGUUAAAAAUGAUCGGCGUCGAUGCUGUAGGAAUGUCUACGGUCCACGAAGUGAUCACCGCCAGACAUUGUGAUUUGAUCGUGUUCGCCUUCAGUCUGAUCACGAAUCAAUGUACCAUGGAUUACGAUAAGUGCGAACAAGCGUCUCACGAAGAGGUGAUAGCGGUAGGAAAAGGAAAACAAACGUUGCUUCAAGAAUAUGUGUCCAAUAUCGUGAUACGUCUGCGAGACAAAUUGACCUUAUAGAUGAACAAAAAAAAAAAAAAAGAA
Molecule: messenger RNA, 1244 nt
Organism: Apis dorsata (giant honeybee)
Lineage: Eukaryota; Metazoa; Arthropoda; Insecta; Hymenoptera; Apidae
Product: purine nucleoside phosphorylase
Exons: 6
Coding region: 225-1220 (331 amino acids)
Biological process (GO): nucleoside metabolic process
Cellular component (GO): cytoplasm
Molecular function (GO): purine-nucleoside phosphorylase activity
Source: RefSeq, a predicted model, not a curated record